This is a messenger RNA of Larimichthys crocea (large yellow croaker), 755 nucleotides long. RefSeq names its product palmitoyltransferase ZDHHC5-like. The transcript is spliced from 4 exons. Gene Ontology annotation, biological process: protein palmitoylation. The record is from RefSeq and is a predicted model, not a curated record. Lineage: Eukaryota; Metazoa; Chordata; Actinopteri; Sciaenidae. The coding region runs from base 141 to 740 and encodes 199 amino acids. Gene Ontology annotation, molecular function: palmitoyltransferase activity.
UGUUCUGACAGCAAGUCCUAAUAUCACAGUCGGCUUUUAUAAACUCCUGUGUGACUCGACUGCUCAACCUAGAUCUGUCCUAUUCUUAGUUUUCAAUGUGUGAGCGUGGGAGGUAGAUACUGUCUGUUCAUCGGAUUCUGAUGUGUUGCAGUAUUUGCUCAUCAUCGUUUUUCCUCUCUGCACCUUCAUGUCCUUCUUUGACCCUGUGCUCUCAGGAUUUUGACCACCACUGUCCCUGGGUGAACAACUGCAUUGGCCGGAGGAAUUAUCGCUAUUUCUUCCUCUUCCUGCUAUCACUUACCACCCACAUCAUGAACGUGUUUGGCUUUGGCUUGGUUUAUGUCCUGCACCACCGGCAGCAGCUGGACACCCCACACGCUGCUGUUACUAUGGCUGUAAUGUGUGUGGCUGGUCUGUUUUUUGUCCCGGUCGCUGGCCUGACUGGGUUCCACAUAGUGUUAGUGGCCCGUGGUAGGACCACAAAUGAACAGGUGACAGGGAAGUUUCGGGGAGGUGUUAACCCUUUCACCAACGGCUGCAUGAGGAAUAUUUCCCAUGUGCUCUGCAGCUCCCAGGCCCCAAGAUACAUGGGCCGGUGGCGGAGUCCUCAGGCAAUGGAAGUACAGCCACCAUUUCUCAGACCAGCUCUCACUGAGGCCCAGCUAGAGGCCAAGGUCCUGGACAAUGGCAUCCAGAAUGACCGACACAGCACCAGGGUGAGUGAUACUAAAUCCACUUAAACACAAACAACAACA